This is a messenger RNA of Darwinula stevensoni, 642 nucleotides long. The record is from the annotation of a GenBank genome assembly. NCBI's taxonomy places the organism in Eukaryota, Metazoa, Arthropoda, Ostracoda, Podocopida, Darwinulidae.
AUGGCAGAGCGGGACGCGAACGGGCGGCCGGAGCCGCUGUCUCCUCCGCGACCCUUCGGCAAGGUCGUCUUCAACAAGAGGUUCGCGGACGUGGAUCACGGCAGCUUCCGGCAUUUCGGGUCUGCUUCCAACGAUCCUUCGAGGCAUCACAUUUCCGAACUGGAAACGGCAGUCGCCCGAGUGGACGCCCACUUCGCCUCCGAGCCUCCCCGGUGCCGCCCCGAGCCUCCUCAGUGCCGCCCCGAGCCUCUGAGCCUCUCCCCACGCUUCGAGUCGGUUCGGGUAUCGACGUUCUGCCCGAUCGGCGGGAUUCCUCGAGACCCCGAUUCCCGUUCCGAACAGUUUCAGAGAAGCAUGAAGCUGUUCGCCGAAGUGACCGAGGCGGAUUACCGCCGAUGGAUGCUGAUGCUGCUCGGGACCUUGGUGACCGUCAUGGGCCUCAUCUUCCUCGUGCUCCUCGUCUCCCUCCUGACCCGGCACGGAUCGGCGUUCCAGCCGGUGCCGGCCUCGGCCCCGGCUGCCGCGCCGCCGGCGGUCGAGGAGCCGCCUCGUCCGUACAGCAUCAUUCCCAUCUCGACCAACGAGUGCCCUCCCGGGCAGAUGCCGGAUUUCAAUGGGAAAUGCAAACCCAUGAUCGGAUAG